Messenger RNA from Hemibagrus wyckioides, 4270 nucleotides. It is a transcript of the gene plaat1l, whose product is annotated as phospholipase A and acyltransferase 1-like. The transcript has 4 exons. Bases 169 to 627 code for a protein of 152 amino acids. Gene Ontology annotation, cellular component: cytoplasm. Lineage: Eukaryota; Metazoa; Chordata; Actinopteri; Siluriformes; Bagridae. Gene Ontology annotation, molecular function: glycerophospholipid phospholipase A1 activity; A2-type glycerophospholipase activity. The record is from RefSeq and is a predicted model, not a curated record. Gene Ontology annotation, biological process: N-acylphosphatidylethanolamine metabolic process.
CCGAUCAUGACAUGAUCACACAUGAUGUUCAAUACUUGACAGUGGGUACUUGGAAACACCCUUUCUGUCUGAUAAGCGCUUUCCUUUACACUUCAGUACCUGCAGGCACCACAAACGUGCUUCUCUUCAUCAUUAGCAUUUGCUUCUGUGAAGAAAUCAACUUUUUCAAUGGGUCUGCGUAAUUCACAUCCAAAGCUUUACCCUGGAGAUUUACUUGAAUUCCCUCGAAACAAGUAUUUCUCCCAGUUUGGAAUUUACUAUGGAGAAAGAGACGGUGUCCCCUAUGUGGCACAUUUAACAUGCAGAGACUCUGAGACAAAGUUCCUCGUCUAUGGUCGGGCUUUGAAUGCCACUGUGAAACUGGACCCAGUUGAAGUAGUUGGGAAAAAAUACAAAGUGAAUAAUUACCUGGAUGAAAAGCACCCACCUCGAGACUUCUACUCUCACAUCAAACCAGAGAUUGAAGAUGCCAUGACUAAAACCUUCACCUUUGAUAUCCUUUUCCACAACAGUGAGCAUCAGGCAACACUAUUACGCUACGGAGUCAAAAAGUCUGAGCAGAUUGACAAGGUCUACGGAAAGAUAGUUCGUACCUGGCGUGAACCUUUCCAGAAGAAGAAAUUUUGAUUCAAGUUCUCUCAGUGACCACUUGGGGGCAGAAAAGAGACAUGCAAGAUUAAGAUUAAAUGAAACCCAGCAUGAGGUCAAAUUCUGAGAAUUAAAGUGCUAUUCAUUGUGUUGUGAGUUUGGAGGAAUCGUCCAUUUUGUGAUGCAGGAAAAAGAGUAAAAUAAGUCUAAAAAGUAAUAUGAAAUGAAAAACAUGACUUUAGAUUGAAUAUUUCAGUUUUGAACUGUAUUUCUCUUUCAACCCACCAGGUUACAGAACUAUUUCACUGCAUUGUUUUUUUUUUUUUUUACUUUCUCAGUACCAAGGUCUAACAUUUCACUUCCUCCAUCCUCCAUCUAUCAUACAGUGACCUAUUGGUUUGAUGUGGAAAUUACGUCUCAAGUAUUUUUAUUCAAUACAAGACCAUCUUAUUUCCAGCCCUUCUCUUUUAACAUGUGAGUUAUGUCAGAUCAUUCGUACCCUCGGUACAGGAAACCACCCUUUCCAUAAUCUGACAAGCCCUUGACAUAUUUCCUUUUUAAUGACUUUAAAUGUCUUUAUGAAUUUCCAUAACGUUCCUUAAAGUAUUCUUUACAUAAGCUAUGUGUAUAUUACAGCAGAAUAUAGUUUGUACUCCAGAGUGUCCCUAUAAUAUUCUUCUGCUAUUCAUAUUGGGCAGACCUUGUAAAUAUUUGAAUAUGAUCAAAAGAUGGAAAUGUUAUAAUAAUGCAACUUUAUAAUAAUGAAAUAUUUGUAUUAUCAGUGGUAAAAGUGACAAAAGUAACAGAGAGUUGCAAAACUGUGUCCUGAUUAAAUUGUUGUUCAUUGCAAACACUUGGGUGUUAAAUUUUCUGGUGCGUAACUGUAUAACUGUUUUGCUGUAAUGUGCAUUUUGUUAUUGUUUUGUUGCAGUGUGCAUGUGUGGGAAAAUAAUGAAAAACACAACUGAAGUAGAAGAAGAGAAGAAAUAUGCACUUCGAUUUGAUGCUGAUUUUAACAUUAUCAUUCCUUCUCACACAUUACUUUCUUACACUUGAUUCAUUUAAAACUCCAAAGUUAUGCCUGCCAUAUAAGAAAUGGUUAGCUAAGCUAAAGUCAAAGCGUUAUUUCAAAUAUAUUUUCCACAAUCAGUAAAUAUUAAUCUGUCAGCGUGAAAGUCAACAAUACUACAAUACAUGUAUUUCACUAGUAUUUUCAAUGACUGAAAAAGGUGUGCUAAAGAAAAGGCUAUCCCAGCAUUUCCUUGCUCUUAUCAAUACAUUGAUUGUCUGUCCCUCAUUUAACCAGUUUGUGUUUUUCACAAGAGGUAAAGGACUUUUAGAGGAGGUUGAAAUCAAGAGCUGUGUUAUUUAGACCCUGAAUUCCAAACAGCAGGAAACACAAUAGAUUUAAAGCUGUGACAUUCUGAAACUGAGUGAUUAUUGAUCUCUUUGGUUUGUCAUGUGGUAUGUGACAUGCAUAAGUCAAGGGAGAUUUAAGGUGAUAUAUGGCCUGAUUAUUUCAUGUCAUUAACAUUUCAUGUUUGCCUUUGCACUGCUUUCAGUCAACUUCCUGGUUUCCUUUUUCCAGCCAGAGCUCCACGCCCACAGCCACUGAUUGUUGUUUGCACCUGGGUCUGAUUUGUUAGUCUGAGUUGUUGGUUGACUUUUCUUUUCUUUUUCUAUUUGUAGUCUUGUUGUUGUUCGUUAACUGUGUAUUUCAUACCAAUUCUAUAUUUUGGUUUUUUUUUCAGCUUCUGAUCCAACUCUGCCCCCAUGGCCUGUGUUUCUACCUCUGUUGUUGCCUUCUUAAUGGUUUCUGUUGACGUUUUUUCUCGGUAGCUGUCUCUGCCUGACACCACAAACCAGAAUGAUCAAUAAUCUAUGAUAAGAAUGAUAAUAACUUCUAGCUCUACCUUUCCCUGCCUUUGGAUCAGGUCUUCUCAAAUAACCAUGUGGUGUGUUUAUGUGUGUUUAAAUACAAAAUCUUAACCCCACUAGUUUUUUCACCCAUCCCAGUGUCAAGCCCUGAUCCUUCCGCUUUUGAGCCUCAGAUCCUGCUCCAGUGUCAGAUUGCCGACUGAUGCUGUCUGAGGAUCAGUCAUGAGCCCUGUUUCUUCUGAAAAGGUUAAUCAAAGGGACUGUUUCAUUCCCAUUAGCUCAUCUCUGCCUCACUUCCAUCCUUAAAGUUAGUCACAGUAUUUAGACCAGUUUACCUCAACAGAAAGUAUUUCUAACAUUAGCAAAAGUUACAAGUGUUAAGUAAGACAUACGCAACCUAUAAUGACAAAGAUUUUUCUCUCAUCUGUUGAAAGCACUGCCUAGAUUCCUCACCUGGAUACAAAGAGCUCAUAGGCUUCUGUGCUCUUCAGUGCUUUAAGGCACUCUGCAGAAUAGGGAGCGGGGCUGUGUAUGAAAUAAACAUAUACACCAGAAAAGCAUUAUAUAAUACUUGAAUAAACUCAGUCUAUUAUAAUCUGCCAAAACUGUUUCUAGACCAAAAUGUUCUUUAAUGCCAGUGGAGACUGAGCUUUCUUUUUUCUCUAAAAUGCCCACCUGCUUUAAACUAAACCUCCUGUCUGGCUCUGUGAAGUCUAUGCUGAAAACCAGCUUGCUUAAUCUUGCCUUUGUUCAACAGAUUUUUGCAUAAAUAAAGUAAAAUUAAAGGCAAUUAGAGAUGUUAAUGCUAACCCUGGUGCUCUUACUGCAGUUCAGGGUAACAGUCAGGGUAACAGUGGGAGGAAUGGUUGCUGACAUAUCAAGGUGCCCUCAUGCCAGUGCUACCUCCAGAUUUUCUUUUUUUAGGUAUGCUGACACAAAUAGACCUGCUGGUGACCUUACUGGCACUGUGAUUAUCAUACACCAUGUUGCGUAUGCUUUCAUCGUACAUAACAAACUGUUAACUCCAUCUUUUGAACUGUAUGUGUCCCAGUGUAAUGCUGCUGCAGGACACAGAUACACUCCCCAUGUUGACUGCUCAUGUCUCUUUGUCUGCAGUUGUUUGCACAUACAGUUCCAAUUUCUACUGCAAUUAAUUCUCACAUGGAUGCUCCAGAGACCUGGGCUUCCCAAAACUGCUAUCAUAAUUAUAAGGUGUUGCGUGGGACCUAAACCGAGCAACACUGGCCAUGAGGUGGGAAUACACUAUGUCCAUCACAGAUUCCCAAAUCUACAUGCUGCAUAUGUAUUUUAAAGUACUAAUAGACGUUAGAAGGUGAAACUAUUACAUUUCCUCUCUAUGAGCCAUUGUAAUAUAUAUAAUAAUUCAGCAAAAGUUAAAUAGCAAAAUCGUAUUCUAUGGUAAGGAUCAAAUUCUGGCUUUCUCCUUAUCCAAGAAUUUCCUUCAUUGCUGUCACAUUUGGCUUGUUCAUUAGAGAUCUGGAUCUAUACCCAGAUUUUCUGUCAAUCUCUUUUGUUAACAAGUUUGUUGCUUAGAGAAUAUACAAACAAAUGAACUGAUCUAAACUAAAUCUGUCAUUAGUUGUUCCAGGUCUUAUCUGUCAAUAUACAGUAUUUAUCCCCCUUAGUUUUAAAUUCUUUACUGCAUGUUGCACGACCCAUGUUUCCAUGUCUGAUUCUUGUUUCUUAUUAUUCUUGUGGUGUUGUUACUCGGAUUGACCUCUGACCUUCAGUAUGGAUUUGCCCAGUGUAAUCCUGUCUCUGUGCCUUGAACCCCUGCAGCAGA